AUCAAGGCGAUGUAAGAUCUGGCAGACUUCAGCAACAUCUAAGCUUUGGAAAGUGGCUGAAGUCUGUUUGGACGCAAUCACAAUUGCUGGCAAAACGGCUGACCUGAUUGGUGAAAAGACCAAUUAGUGGGAACAAGAUCAGAAUUUGGCAGCUACAGACGACUGAACAUGUAUGAAAUGUAAUAUGCGUUCAUCAAUUGUCUGUUUUUUUGUAAGUUGUUGAACUGAAUUUGGUCUCUUUCUUUUGUCGUCCAAUUCUCCCUCUGUUGUUCACCAUACGGCAACAGAUGACUGCACCUAAUCGCAUUUGGGAAAUUGAACCAAUGGAAAUGAAGUUCAUUGGCUGACAGCUGUACAUAAUUAGCCAGCCAGGGUAGAAGGGUCUGGGAUUCCUUUAUGAGGUGCAACCAAAACAGCUGUUAGAAAUAGCAUCCGGGAUAUUCUGGCAGGCUGUCGAGAAUUAGUUCUUGAAUACUGUUGUGGUUUUGAUCACUAAAAUGCCUGUGACUUUUGGACUCUCUUUGAGUGUUUCUUGGAUUUGUUGCCUGCUAAUUGGAGGGAUAACUUGUUUUACACUUAAAGGUAAUGCUCAUGGGCAUCCUACCUACACUGGACCUGAACCAACUGGAUCCUAUGCCCAAGCAAGUGUGGUGUCUGGUCCAAAUGCUAAAGCUACUGGCCAAAAUGCCACGUCAGCAGAAGCUACUGGCCACAAUGCCACGUCAGCAGAAGCUACUGGCCACAAUGCCAUGUCAAGUGUCAAGUCCGGCCCCGGCGCCUCAGCAGAAGCAACAGGCCCCGGCGCCUCAGCAGAAGCAACAGGCCCCGGCGCCUCAGCAGAAGCAACAGGCCCCGGCGCCUCAGCAGAAGCAACAGGCCCCGGCGCCUCAGCAGAAGCAACAGGCCCCGGCGCCUCAGCAGUAGCGUCCGGCCCCGGCGCCUCAGCAGUAGCGACAGGCCCCGGCGCCUCAGCAGAAGCGACAGGCCCCGGCGCCUCAGCAGAAGCGACAGGCCCCGGCGCCUCAGCAGAAGCGACAGGCCCCCGCGCCUCGUCAGCAGAAGCUACUGGCCACAAUGUCACGUCAGCAGAAGCUACUGGCCACAAUGCCACGUCAGCAGAAGCUACUGGCCACAAUGCCAUGUCAAGUGUAAAGUCCGGCCCCGGCGCCUCAGUAGAAGCAACAGGCCCCGGCGCCUCAGCGGUAGCGUCCGGCCCCGGCGCCUCAGCGGAAGCAACAGGCCCCGGCGCCUCAGCGGAAGCAACAGGCCCCGGCGCCUCAGCUGAAGCAACAGGCCCCCGGCGCCUCAGCAGAAGCAACAGGCCCCGGCGCCUCAGCAGAAGCAACAGGCCCCGGCGCCUCAGCAGAAGCAACAGGCCCCGGCGCCUCAGCAGAAGCGGCAGGCCCCGGCGCCUCAGCAGAAGCGACAAGCCUUGAACAGACGGCCCGACCUCUCAACUAGGGAGAUCAUAAUUUGGUUUGGCCAACUCUUUAAUCGUCUUAUCCCUGUUACCUUUACCCUUUUCUGCAAGAGGCACAGUAACUGAGGUGGGGAAAUGUGUGAACUAAUGCGCUUGUUUGAAAUGAGGAUCUCCUUCACUUGUACAUCGUCAUGCAAAUUGUAUACAGAGGUGGAUGAUACAAUGUUAUGAAUCGUUUUUAUAAACCUACGACUAAAUUGACUUCUGAUGUAGCGAUAUUGCAGACACACUUUUAGGUUCUACGGUUAUGCUUUUGAUUUAGCCUGGUGUUCCUGCAACUCUUGCAUGAUUUGCUCAAUAAACCAUUUGACUUUCAAAAAACCUUGUCCUUAAAAUAUAAUCUCUUCUGCCUACCAUGUGCUUGCUGUUUGGUAACAGACUGUGGGCCUGGAGUAAAAGGGAAUUUGCGUUUUUGUUAUACACUUGUCUAAACAGAUUUGUUUCUGCUAGUUUGUUCUAAAGUUUUCUAACUUGUCAGAGCUCCCUCAUAUGUUCAUACACUACCUGUCCCUUAGUGUAGGCUGUUUGCUUUACAGUAAUCUGCCUUUUUCCACCAAUGCCUAAAGAAUGUGAAUGCAGUGUAACUCAUCGUCCCAUUACCUGUCACUAACCUGUCCCAGGGACGCUGAAGUUUCUCCUUGACCUUAUUCAGAAACAUUAAAUCAACUUGACACAUUCUGACUGUUCUACAAUGUUGGUCUGGCCAGACACAUGGA
Messenger RNA from Oncorhynchus kisutch (coho salmon), 2196 nucleotides. Its product is annotated as mucin-13-like. The transcript has 3 exons. The coding region runs from base 498 to 1436 and encodes 312 amino acids. NCBI's taxonomy places the organism in Eukaryota, Metazoa, Chordata, Actinopteri, Salmoniformes, Salmonidae. The record is from RefSeq and is a predicted model, not a curated record.